CCUGGUCUACAUACUGAGUUCCAGGACAGCCAGGGCUAUAUAGUAAGACCCUGUCUCAGAAAAAAAAGGGGGGGACAGGAGCAAACAAUACAAAAAGCAGCUUUAUUCAUGGCUUCGGGUGCCAAGCAAGUAUCCUCAGAACCAGGGCAAUCACUCAAGUUUUCUGUUUUGCUUUUCACUCGUUUUUAUGCAAAGGGGCUGAAUGGGGGCACCAUCAGAUUCUUGGAGUUAGGACUAAGAACAUUUGAAGGCCAGUUCAGUAGCUAUUUCUUGUGUGCCUGAUUCCUGAAUUCGGCCCUGGGUGGAUGAAGGACUUCCGAGGAUUAGUUAAGGCUCAGAUAGAAUGAAAGCCAGGCAGGGUGGGUUGUUUUAACAAAUAAGGUCAUGGGUGCCUGGUUUCCCUUAAUAGGAGGCACUGUUGGAGUAAAUCAACAUCUAACUAGCCUCCAGACCUUUUCUUCAAGGGUCUUUUAGCACCUAGCAGCAUCUUAGAGAAGGGCUUCGGUACUGGGAGUGAGUAGAGACCAAGAAUCAAGGGAGUAAGUAUUCUUUCUGGCCAAGAGAAUUGAUUGCACACAACUGAAGGGCCAGAAUAGUCUCCCUAUCCAGGUCAGUGUCAUGCAUGCUCACAUGCACUUUGCCAUCCAUGUGUGCACAUACAGGCCCAGAUUCCUUUUGUAUUUUAGUGCCUUGCCUGUCUUUCAUCAUCUGUAUACCCCAGGGCUUUCUCUCCAGCUAGAGACAGGUGGGCCGAUGGCUUGUCACCUGUCUCCUGCCUUCUCAACAGCCUGGUGUGAUUGUGCACAUCUGUAAUCCUUGCACUUGGGGCAGAGGCAGAAAGAUUGCCUCAAGUUUGAGGCCAGCCUGAAUUGCAUAAGGAGUACCAGGCCAGGCAGGGCUACAGAGUAAGGCCCUAUCUCAACAAAACAAAACAUCACAAACUGGUGAGUAGGUCUUGCCCUCUGACUUAAGAGUUGGUGGGGGUGAAGCAAAGCCCCAUUAUCCCUGGAUAAAGGAGGCGAAAGGAGUUGCUCCCAGGCUGUCUCAUAGCCCCCACCCAUGUAGGUUCCUAUAGGCGCAACACAGAAGGGAAAAAAGACAAAGUCUCUUCCGGCAGCAGGAAGUGGUAACUACCUAUGGGGAAAUGAGGCUAGUUCUUUCCUUUGGGGCUGAGUAGAAGGGGAACUGUAGCUGAACCCUGCUCCCUCCCCCUCAGGGGGCCCAGAGGGAACACAGGCCUGCAGUCCUCUGGGGAACUUCCCAUCAGCUGUCAGGACUCCCUUAGGCCUCACUCAGGGUUGUGACUCCAGGAAGGAGGGUGGCAUCUGAUGUCCAGGGAGGCUGCGGGGAGGCAGGCUGCCUAGGGGCAGUUCUGGGCUUGGAGCAGCUAUGGCGCCACUGUCCACUGGUAUUGAGGGCCAGUGGCCUUAGGGAUGUGGUCUGACACUGGAGACCACAUAGAGCUUUCUGUAGAUGGUGAGGAACAGCAGCAGGUGGUCCCAGGCAUGUUGGGGCCCUCUUGCAUUGGCUGCUUUAUGCUGAGUGUUAGGGCUCAAGGUGAUAUAGGUAGAUGAGCAGAGGAAGGAGGAAGACAGCCUGCCUCAAGAGCUGUGCACCUGGGAAGGGGCGCCUUGUCCUUCUGAGGCCCACCAGAGCAGCAAGCAGCUCUUGGUCUAGGUUGCCCCGCCCCUCCGGGGGACCUGCUCGGGGCGGGGCGGGGCGGGGCGUAGCUGGUGGAGGGUGCUGGUCUUGGCGCCCCUGGUCCCUGUGCUCGGCCGUCUCGCCUUGCCGCAGCGUGGGAGCAUCGGGACUUGAAGGUGCGAUCAGCCCUCGGCCAUGGCGGCGCACGGGAAGCUGCGGCGGGAGCGGGGGCUGCAGGCUGAGUAUGAGACACAAGUCAAAGGGAUGCGCUGGCAGUUGAGUGAGCAGCUCCAUUGCCUAGAGCUUCAGGGAGAGCUGCGGCGAGAUUUGCUGCAGGAGCUAGCUGAAUUUAUGCGGCGCCGGGCAGAGGUGGAGCUGGAGUACUCUCGGGGCUUGGACAAGUUGGCUGAACGCUUUGCCAGCCGCAGUGGUCGCCUGGGGGGCAGCGGCCGGGAGCAGCAAAGCUUCCGGAAGGAGCCGACUCUCCUGUCACCCUUGCACUGCUGGGCUGUGUUGCUGGAGCACACGCGGCAACAGAGUCGUGAAAGUGCCGCCCUCGGCGAGGUGCUGGCUGGGCCCCUGGCUCAGCGCCUGAGUCAUAUUGCUGAGGAUGUGGGACGCAUAGUCAAAAAGAGUAAGGACCUGGUGCAGCAGCUGCAGGAUAAGCUCCUGGAGGUGGUCUCAGAACUCCAGACAACCAAGAAGACAUAUCAUGCGUACCACUUGGAGAGCAUGAAUGCUGAGACCAAACUCCGGGAAGCUGAGCGGCAGGAGGAGAAGCGGUCAGGCCGGAGUACCCUGCCCUCCACCACGGCUGCCUCUGCCAGCACCACAACUACUGUCACCACCACUGAGACAGGGCCCCUCAGAAAGAGCUCUUUCAAGAAAGGAGGGCGACUGUUGGAGAAGCGUCAGGCCAAGUUCUUGGAGCAUAAACUUAAGUGCACGAAGGCCCGAAACGAGUACCUGCUCAGCCUGGCCAGUGUCAAUGCUGCUGUCAGCAACUACUAUUCACACGAUAUUUUGGACCUCAUGGAUUGCUGUGACACAGGUUUCCACUUGGCCCUGGGGCAGGCCAUCCGGAGCUACAAAGCUGCUGAGAACCGCACCCAAACCUGCCAGAUGCAGGGAUUGGGCAGCCUGGAAGAGGCUCUGGAGGCUCUGGAUCCUCCAGGGGACAAGGCCAAGGUGCUUGAGGUUUAUGCCAUGGCCUUCCGUUCCCCUGAACAUUUUGACUACCAGCCCCAUGAAGGUGAUGAGGUGGCUGAGAUCCAGGUUGAGAUGGAACUUCGGGAUGAAAUUUUGCCCAGAGCCCAAAACAUCCAGAGUCUCCUGGACCGAAAGACCCUCGAAACAGAAGAGGUGAAUAAGACACUGAAGGCAACACUUCAGGCUCUGCUAGAAGUGGUGGCAUCAGAGGAUGGGGACAUGCUGGACCCUCUGCAGGCCAGCCCUUCCACUGAGUCCCUCAAGUCCACAAGCUCAGACCCAGGCACCCGACAGACAGGCCGCAGACGGAGUCAGCAGCAGGAGACAGAAACCUUCUACUUUACGAAGCUGCAGGACUAUCUGAGUGGCCGGAGCAUGCUUGCCAAGCUGCAGGCCAAGCAUGAAAAGCUGCAGGAGGCCAUACAACGAGGUAAUAAGGAAGAGCAAAAAACAUCUUGGACCCGGUGCACAGAGAGAAAAUUCCACAAGAGCCACCAUCCCCGUCCUACCUCCCAGUAUAACCAGAAACUCUUUGGAGUCGACCUGGAGAAAUUUAUCCAGAGCUCAGGUCAACCUGUGCCCCUUGUGGUGGAGAGCUGUAUCCGUUUCAUUAAUCUCAAUGGCCUGCAGCAUGAAGGCAUCUUCCGGGUGUCGGGUGCCCAGGCCCGUAUCUCUGAGAUCCGAGAUGCCUUUGAAAGAGGGGAGGACCCUCUGGUGGAAGGUUGUACUUCUCAUGACCUAGACUCAGUGGCUGGGGUGCUGAAGCUGUACUUUCGGAGCCUGGAGCCCCCACUCUUCCCUUUGGACAUGUUUAAUGAGCUGCUGGCUUCAGCAGAACUAGAGGCUGUGGGAGAGCGCAUACAGCCUGUGAGCCAUCUGCUGUCCAGACUGCCCAGACCUGUACUAGUGGUUCUGCGAUAUCUCUUCACCUUCCUCAACCACCUGGCCCAGUACAGCGAUGAGAACAUGAUGGACUCCUACAACCUGGCUGUAUGCUUCGGGCCCACACUGUUGCCUGUGCCUGCUGGGCAGGACCCUGUAGCCUUGCAGGGUCGGGUGAACCAGCUGGUGCAGACUCUUAUCCUGCAGCCAGCGCAAGUUUUCCCAUCCCUGGCCACGCUGCCAGGCCCCAUCUAUGAGAAGUGCAUGGCACCACCUUCUGCCAGCUGCCUGGGGGAUGGCCAGUUGGAUAGCCUUGCUGGGGAGCCAGAGCUGGAGUUGGAAGCUGGGACCACAGCUCAGGAGGAUGAAGCAGAAGGAGUUGUGGAGGCUGUGGCUUGCUUUGCCUAUACUGGCCGCACGGCCCAGGAGCUGACCUUCCAGCGGGGCGAUGUACUGCGGCUAUAUGCUCGGGCAUCAAGUGACUGGUGGCGAGGGGAGCAUGCUGGCGUGCAGGGACUCAUUCCCCAUAAGUACAUCACACUGCCUGAGGGGGAUGAGAAGCGGACAGCUAGUUUGCAGACCACGGCGGAAUCUGUGAGCCAACCAGAGGGCUUCCUGACCUUGGAGUUUACCAAUCGGCUGGAAUUAGGCAUCCCACGUGAGGCUGUGGGUGCCUCUGGGCACAGAGGACACUUUUUGGUCCCCACCUCCCCUGAGCGACCUGUGGAAAUAGAUAAGGUUGUGGCGCAGAACAUGGACUCUGUGUUUAAGGAGCUCUUGGGAAAGGCUACUGUCCGCCAGGGACAUGGGCUAGCAUCUACAGCCUCUCCCAGUCUAGGAACCCGAAACCUGAAGCCCUUGGCCUGCAGCAGCUUCGGCAAAAACAAAGUCUUCUCCCGGGGACCUGGGACUCCAGUCUCUCCCUCAGCCUCCCAUUCCCAGGGUCCAGACUCAACUCGCAAGCCACUCUGAGGCAGCUUAUCUCAGCAGUCACCAACCCACCAUUUCUCCUUAGGCCUUUUUGGGAAGUAGCAAAGGAAGGAGGCUAGAGACAAGCCCCUCUGUACCUUUGCUGGGAAACCCUGAGCUGUGGCUGUGGAGGAUGGAAGGUGCAGCAAUUCAUAAAGACCCUUACAGUGGCUGCUGUUGUAAUAACCUACACUCUGUUUGGAUGUGCUAAACAGGUCCAGUGCAGUACAGCUCCCAGAGCCUGCACUGCUAGAGGCCAGAUACCAAGACAGAAGGUUGAACAGCUUCAACAGCUUCUCCUGGGAAAGAGGGUCCUCUGACAUGGAGCUAGCUGCCUGUUGUCAUUUGGGGACCUGAUCCCAAAAGUACAAUCUUGGUUGCUCAUAUCACA
This is a messenger RNA of Arvicola amphibius (Eurasian water vole), 5092 nucleotides long. RefSeq names its product Rho GTPase activating protein 4 (gene Arhgap4). Lineage: Eukaryota; Metazoa; Chordata; Mammalia; Rodentia; Cricetidae. The record is from RefSeq and is a predicted model, not a curated record. Gene Ontology annotation, molecular function: protein binding. The transcript has 22 exons. Gene Ontology annotation, cellular component: cytoplasm. Gene Ontology annotation, biological process: negative regulation of cell migration; signal transduction. The coding region runs from base 1837 to 4704 and encodes 955 amino acids.